This is a messenger RNA of Saccostrea cuccullata (small rock oyster), 1589 nucleotides long. RefSeq names its product short/branched chain specific acyl-CoA dehydrogenase, mitochondrial-like. The transcript is spliced from 11 exons. Lineage: Eukaryota; Metazoa; Mollusca; Bivalvia; Ostreida; Ostreidae. The record is from RefSeq and is a predicted model, not a curated record. Bases 104 to 1429 code for a protein of 441 amino acids. Gene Ontology annotation, cellular component: mitochondrion. Gene Ontology annotation, molecular function: acyl-CoA dehydrogenase activity; flavin adenine dinucleotide binding.
CAUCAUUUCGGGUGACCUGUUCGCUAUUUACGUGUAUGCCGAUCCCGAUUUAAUUAUCAAUAAUUACGAAAACAGGACAAGAUUGUGAAAGUUUGUCAACAAUAUGCGAACUGCAGUUUUGCGGGGAAUCUUAAACCCCUUGAAGUCAGCAUCUUCCAGACCUACAAGGAAGACAUGGUGCGAGACCAGGAGGUUUAUCAGAACCACAGCGCAUCUUCAAACCCUAACAGCCAAUCAGAGGGCUCUGUCAGAGGAGGUUACCAUGGUUACAAGACCAGUUGAUAUGCUCUCGGAGGAGGAACAAAUGAUGAAAGAGUCAGUUGCCAAAUUUGCAUCAGAAGUGAUCAAACCUUUGGUCAGAAAGAUGGAUGAAGAAUCUCAGUGUGACCCCGCUGUACUCAAGGCUUUGUUUGAAAAUGGGUUGAUGGGCAUUGAGAUUGGCUCGGAGUAUGGUGGUACGAACUCCUCGUUUUUUGUGGCAAACUUGGUGAUUGAGGAGCUGGCUAAGGUAGACCCCGCCAUCAGUGUCAUGGUGGAUGUCCAGAAUACCCUGAUAAACACCCUCAUCAAGAAACUGGGGACCGAGGAACAGAAACAGAAAUACCUCACCAGGCUAGCCACAGACAUGGUGGGCAGUUUUUGUUUAUCGGAGGCAGAUGCUGGAUCAGAUGCCUUUGCCAUGCGUGGAGCAGCAGUAAAACAAGGAGAUUACUACAUCCUUAACGGAACAAAAAUCUGGAUUACCAAUGCUGAACAUGCUGGGGUUUUCUUAGUCAUGGUCAAUGCUAACCCAACAGCUGGUUACAAAGGAAUCACCACUUUCCUAGUGGACAGAGACACAGAGGGGCUGAGCAUCGGGAAGAAGGAGGACAAACUCGGAAUCCGGGCAUCAAGCACCUGUCCUGUACAUCUAGACAAUGUCAAGGUUCCUGCAAGUAAUAUUCUUGGAGAGUUUGGCAUGGGGUACAGAUAUGCCAUAGAAAUGUUAAAUGAAGGAAGGAUUGGGAUUGCCUCUCAGAUGCUGGGCUUGGCAGAGGGUUGUUUUAAUGCUACAGUUCCUUACACAUUGGAAAGAAAACAGUUCGGAAAAAGAGUAUUUGAUUUUCAGGGUAUGCAUCAUCAGAUAGCUCAUGUGGCGACACAGAUUGAGGCCUGUAGAUCACUUGUUUAUAAUGCUGCCAGGAAGAAAGAGGCGGGACAACCAUUCCUUAAGGAGGCUGCUAUGGCAAAAUUAUAUGCAUCUGAGUUGGCCACUCUAACAACAUCUAAGUGCAUUGAGUGGAUGGGAGGGGUGGGCUUUACAAAGGAUUAUCCUAUAGAAAAGUAUUACCGGGACUGCAAAGUGGGAACCAUUUAUGAAGGGACAUCAAACAUUCAGUUGAACACAAUUGCCAAAUGUCUAGAAGCUGAGGGGUUUUCAGGAAACUGAAAAAACACAAAAAACAUGAUUUAUAUUUAUAUCAUUCUAACUUAACAAGAGCGGAUGGGAUGACCUUUGACGAGGAACAACCCAGUUGCCUACAACAUACUUGUGUUAGUCUGUUGAAGUCUGACUUUGUCUUGUUAUUUGCUGUGAUACACGUUACAUU